UCCCAUUUCCGGCACACGCAUACACACACACGCCUGUGUGCUAUGAAAACAUGAGAGGUCAAAAGUUAUGGUCCUAGUAUUGUACAGCUACGGAACGUAACACAUAAACAUGGCCAGUUCCAUGGUGGCAGUGGGACUGGCUCUGGCUGCAGCUGGCUUUGCAGGCCGUUAUGCCAUGCAGGCAAUGAGGCAGAUGGAGCCUCAGAUGAAACAGGCCUUUCAGAGCUUCCCCAAGACGGCUUUUGGAGGAGGGUACUAUAAAGGGGGAUUUGAACCAAAGAUGAACAAGAGAGAAGCUUCCCUGGUUUUAGGUGUCAGCCCCACAGCCAACAAGAGUAAGAUCAGAGAAGCUCAUAGACAGCUGAUGAUCCUGAACCAUCCAGACAGAGGUGGAUCUCCCUACCUAGCAGCCAAGAUAAAUGAAGCGAAGGAUUUCAUGGACGGCCAGACAAGGAAAUAGAAGUGAAGAUGCUGAUAAUGACACACAUUUGAUUGGACUCUGAUCUCAUCCUCGCUGUGACUUUUCUAUCUGAUUCUUCUCAAAUAAAAUCACUAUGUACAAAUUGUAAGUGGAAUGCUCCUCUCAUAAUUAUGUUUUGAGUUGAAAAUGCACCUCGUGUGCUUUUUAAGGGAACGUCUUACUGUGUUGGAUUUUUCAUAAAACAGGAUCUUUUAGAUGAAUGAUUGAGAUGUUGUAUUCACGUGUGUGCAUUGAAAGACUUUCAUACACUUUGAAAUUGUGGAGGGGAAAAAAACGGCAACUUUCAUUAUGUGGGCAGGAGAAAUGAUUACAUCAAGCAAUAAAACACUAUUAUUCUCA
Molecule: messenger RNA, 820 nt
Organism: Labrus bergylta (ballan wrasse)
Lineage: Eukaryota; Metazoa; Chordata; Actinopteri; Labriformes; Labridae
Gene: dnajc19
Product: DnaJ (Hsp40) homolog, subfamily C, member 19
Biological process (GO): protein import into mitochondrial matrix
Cellular component (GO): PAM complex, Tim23 associated import motor
Molecular function (GO): ATPase activator activity
Source: RefSeq, a predicted model, not a curated record